AUGGUUACUCAACUUGCUUCUGCUGCUGACUUCGACAAAGCCAUCCAGGCCGACAAAUUGGUUGUCGUAGACUUUUUCGCUACGUGGUGUGGCCCUUGCAAAAUGAUUGCCCCAAUGUUGGAGAAGUUCGCCGCCGAAUACUCGUCCGCUGACUUCUACAAACUAGAUGUUGAUGAGGUCCCAGAAGUUGCCCAGAAAACCGAAGUCUCUGCGAUGCCAACCAUCGUUUUGUUCAAGGCCGGCCAAGUCGUUGACAAGGUCGUUGGUGCCAACCCUGCGCUAAUCAAACAAAAGAUCGCCGCUAACGCUUAA
Lachancea dasiensis is the source of this 312-nucleotide messenger RNA. The record is from the annotation of a GenBank genome assembly. Lineage: Eukaryota; Fungi; Ascomycota; Saccharomycetes; Saccharomycetales; Saccharomycetaceae.